GUCUGCAGCUUUGGGCCCGAGUCAUUUCAUCGAUUUGCUGGUUCUGCUGUAUCGCCCUUUCCAUCAACCUCGACGUCCUCCCAGCGCUGCAUAUUAUGUCCGGCCGAAAAAUCAGAUCUGCGGAUGGUCUACUACAAGUCAUUCCUCCUCCAGGACACCCUGCGACGUUGCCAAAAGAAGGGGAGAAAAAUGUGUUGAUCACUUCUGCGCUGCCAUAUUGCAACAACGUUCCGCAUUUGGGGAACAUUAUCGGGAGUACUCUCAGUGCCGACGUUUUCAGCCGUUAUAACCGCACUAGAAAUAGAACAACGCUGUAUAUCUGUGGGACUGACGAGUACGGAACUGCUACGGAAACUCAAGCUUUGAAGGAAAAUAUCACCCCACGAGAGUUAUGUGACAAAUAUCAUCUUCUCCACAAAGAGACUUACGAGUGGUUUGACAUUGGAUUCGACUAUUUUGGACGCACUUCGACACCUUGGCAUACAGAAAUAUGUCAAACGAUAUACCGGAAUUUGGGAGCAAAUGGUUUCUUGGAGAAACAGGAUAAAGAGCAGAUUUACUGUGAGGGUUGCCCGAAGUUUUUGGCCGAUCGUUUUGUAGAAGGCAUCUGCCCACAUUGUGGCUAUGAGGAUGCUCGUGGUGAUCAGUGCGAUCUUUGCAGCCGGACGCUGGACGCCAUUGAAUUAAUCAAGCCUCGAUGCUUGGUCAAUAAAGAUCAUCGUGUAACGACACGAAUAUCGACUCAUAAUUACCUUAAAUUAGACCAGAUACAACCUCGAACAGAGGAAUGGAUCAAAAAAUCUUGGAAAGCAGGGAAAUGGUCCUCCAACUCAGUGAUCAACGGAGAUGGCGAACUCGUUGACGCGCGGGUGAAGGCUGGAUUACUCCCUACGCCCGUCACACGAGAUCUGAAAUGGGGCGUGCCUGUUCCAAUUGACUCGGCGGAAGAUAAAUCUAUGGAGGGGAAAGUUCUAUACGUAUGGUUCGAUGCCCCCAUAGGAUACCCGAGUAUCAGUGCCAACUACACACCAGAGUGGGAAAAAUGGUGGUUUAACCCGGAGAAUGUCCGUUUAUAUCAAUUUAUGGGUAAAGAUAAUGUGUACUUCCACACGGUCUACUUCCCUUCAGUUCAGCUUGGUGAUGGAAGGAAUUGGACAACCCUACACCACUUGUCAACAACUGAAUAUCUGAACUAUGAAGGUGGAAAGUUCUCGAAAAGCCGUAAUCGUGGCGUGUUUGGACCGGCUGCGAAGGAGACCGGUAUACCAUCCUCAGUCUGGAGGUAUUACCUCUUAUCGACAAGACCAGAGACAGCCGAUUCUAUGUUCUCAUGGUCGGAUUGUAUUGCUGCAAACAACAAUGUUUUGUUGAACAACUUCGGUAACUUUGUCAACCGAGUCCUCAAAUUCGUGUCGUCACAAUACAACAGUGUCAUUCCUGAAAGUGGUGACGAACCAGGCCCACUUUCGGUCAACGACGAACACGAUGCCGAGUUCAUCUCGGAUGUGAACGGAUUACUAAAGGACUACAUCGACGCCAUGGAAUCCGUGAAACUUCGUCUUGGUCUCCAAACCAUUAUGCUCAUCUCCAUCCGUGGCAACAGCUACUUGCAAUCCUCAGGCCUUGGUAAGGCUCUGAUGACUUCAGAUCCCAUACGUUGCGCAAAGGUCCUUUCUCGUGCCGUCAACCUUAUCUACGUCCUAUCCACUCUGGUGUAUCCUUACAUGCCUGCAACGACUGCCGACAUUCUCGAACAGCUCAACGCCCCGGCGAGAUCCGUUCCAGACACACUUUCAACCGAUAUCCUCGCUGGCCAUACUAUUGGCAAACCCGAGCAUCUGUUCAAAAAGAUUGACGAGGGUAUGGCUGAAAAAUUCCGGGCCCGAUUCGGGGGGCUGGAGAGCGCCACGAAGGCUGAGGCGUCAAAGCCCGCCGGUAAAAAAGGGAAAAGUAAGGUCCCACCGGUACCCGCUGCGGACAUACCAAAGACACCAGAAAUGUUGGCCGUGGAAGCAAAGAUAACAGAGCAAGGGGAUGUCGUUCGUACUUUAAAGAGUAAAACUCCCAAGACGAAGGAGCUGGACGCGGAGAUUAAGGCCGAAGUGGAUGUAUUGAAGAAGUUGAAGGGCGACUUGGCUAAAUUGCGGCAUCCUUGAAGCUCAAUAGAUUGUUAGUCUGCCGCCGUCAAGAGAAGUAUAUUAUUAGAUGUACAAAGCUCAUCGGUGUUGAUGUUAUUUUCAGAUACCAACCCUGUGCUUAGAUCUGUAGAAUAGCUAUACCGGAUAAACAUGGUUCCAUUUGACUUGGCCGAAUGUUUGUCUCUAGACACCAGGACUCAAGGCCUCAGGCCGGUAACCACCCGACUAGCACACGUUUGUUGCUGCGACUUCUCGAGGGGC
Desarmillaria tabescens is the source of this 2399-nucleotide messenger RNA. Its product is annotated as tRNA synthetases class I (M)-domain-containing protein. The record is from RefSeq and is a predicted model, not a curated record. Gene Ontology annotation, cellular component: cytosol; aminoacyl-tRNA synthetase multienzyme complex. Gene Ontology annotation, molecular function: methionine-tRNA ligase activity; ATP binding. Gene Ontology annotation, biological process: methionyl-tRNA aminoacylation. The coding region runs from base 96 to 2156 and encodes 686 amino acids. NCBI's taxonomy places the organism in Eukaryota, Fungi, Basidiomycota, Agaricomycetes, Agaricales, Physalacriaceae. The transcript has 14 exons.